AUGGAUACUUCGAAAAUUCGAGUGAUUUUUGAAUUCGAGUUCCGACGCGGAGCUAACGCGGCAGAGGCAGCUCGCAAUAUCAAUGUUGCAUUUGGAGAGGGGACUGCUAAUGAACGCACCGUGCGAUUUUGGUUUAAACGCUUUUGUGAUGGAAACUUUGAUUUAAAGAAUGAACCACGUGGAAGACCGCCAACACAGGUGAAUAACAAUGAAUUGAAAGAGAUGGUGGAAGCCGAUCCGAGCCAAACUACACAAAAAUUAGCGGCAUGGUUUAACGUUACCUUACCAACAAUAUUGACUCAUUUGCGUCAAAUCAAUAAAAUAAAAAAAUAUGAAAAAUGCGUGCCUCAUGAUUUGACUGAUCUGCAGAAAGAAACGCGUGUUGAAACUUCAAAAUGCAAUGGCUGA
This is a messenger RNA of Melitaea cinxia (Glanville fritillary), 408 nucleotides long. RefSeq names its product histone-lysine N-methyltransferase SETMAR-like. NCBI's taxonomy places the organism in Eukaryota, Metazoa, Arthropoda, Insecta, Lepidoptera, Nymphalidae. The coding region runs from base 1 to 408 and encodes 135 amino acids. The transcript has a single exon. The record is from RefSeq and is a predicted model, not a curated record.